CUGGAUGAACGCGCGCUGGAACCUUUUAAUUUAAUUGCUAAAUGGAUUAAUUAAUGUAAUUCUUAUUUUUGCCUUGCUGUGUCUUUUAAAGUCAAAGAAGAUGGACUGAACCGAGGCACUCGAUUGAUCUGUGUUUUAUUUGGCAGUGCUUUGCCUUUGUAAUGUUUCUGAAAGAUGUUCACCAAGAGUCACAAUGAGCUGUCAAACCAUUAAUCUGUAAUUUAUUGUGCAUUUUAAAUAGAUUGAACAAGACUGACUAGAAAUAAUAGAGUUUAAUAGAAUAUUUAACUUGUAGAGCAAAAUAUUAUAUGAGCUUAGCUACGGCCGUCUGUCAAUGUCAGGUCACCGCUUUGUUUCGUGUCCAUCGACGUCGUUUACAAAGGUUACGAAGUAGGCCUACAAGUUUCCGUUUUGUUGAACAUGAGAAAAUCUUUUUUCAGACGAGCAAAGGUAUUGCCUUGGAUAAGCAAUGUGACUCUGUACGGAUGCUUGUUCGCCGGUGGGGAUUUCGUGCAUCAGUGCAUGAUCGCGCAGAGAGAUGAAAUGGACUGGAGGCACACGAGAAACGUGGCGAUUGUGGCGAUGAGCUUUCAAGGUAACUUCAAUUACUUCUGGUUGCGAGCCUUAGAACAUCGUUUCCCGGGAAGAUCGGCCAGUAUGAUUUUACGCAAACUGCUUUUGGACCAAACUUUUGCUUCACCUUUGGCGACCAGUGUCUUCUACACAGGUGUGAGUUUCUUGGAGGGCAAAGAGGACAUAUUUGCAGACUGGCGAGAAAAGUUUUUUAAUACAUACAAGACUGGACUAAUGUACUGGCCAUUCAUGCAGUUUCUGAAUUUUGUUCUGUUGCCUCUCUACCUGAGGACGGCAUUCAUGGGCUGUUCAGCAUUCCUGUGGGCCACGUUCUUAUGUUUCUCGCGACAAAGUGGGGAUGGCACAGCAGCAGUGGCCUUAGCUUGGAUCAUGGCCCCCAAAAAACGGUUUCUACCUCGCAGUACCGACGAGGAGAAAUAGAGACACAGUGGCGCAUAUGAAUAACAUUGUGCCUUUGCGGAUGGACAGUUGAGUCCUACAAUGGUACUGUAUCGAGGCUGUGUUGUGUUUAUAAAUCUUGUUGCUUUUGAUCUUAAUAAGAGUGAUAUAAAAUUAACUUAUACGUGUACACCUUAUAUUUAUUUUUAUGUUGAACAACCCAAUUUUACUUUAUAUAGUUUUUUGUUUUAUGUGAUUCAAUUUAUUUAUUUAUUACUGAAGGGAAAUGCAUUGUGUCUUUAAGAAUUUCACUGGGUGGUUUGG
Messenger RNA from Sinocyclocheilus rhinocerous, 1296 nucleotides. RefSeq names its product mpv17-like protein. Lineage: Eukaryota; Metazoa; Chordata; Actinopteri; Cypriniformes; Cyprinidae. Gene Ontology annotation, cellular component: cytoplasm; mitochondrion; membrane. The record is from RefSeq and is a predicted model, not a curated record. Bases 421 to 1014 code for a protein of 197 amino acids. Gene Ontology annotation, biological process: mitochondrial ribosome assembly. The transcript is spliced from 4 exons.